Messenger RNA from Blastocystis hominis, 867 nucleotides. RefSeq lists its product as hypothetical. The transcript has 6 exons. Gene Ontology annotation, molecular function: ATP binding; mismatched DNA binding; ATP-dependent DNA damage sensor activity. Bases 1 to 867 code for a protein of 288 amino acids. The record is from RefSeq and is a predicted model, not a curated record. Lineage: Eukaryota; Bigyra; Opalinata; Blastocystidae. Gene Ontology annotation, biological process: mismatch repair.
AUGAUCGCAUUCAAGCAAAACUGGCACCCCCUCGCUGUCUCCGACUCCGUCAUUUCCAACGAUCUCCUCCUCACCGCCUUCACGCCCCACCAGCUCGUCCUCGGUCCCAACUGCUCCGGCAAAACCACCUUCAUCAAGCAGAUCGGCGUCGCCUGCGUGCUGGCUCAGCUCGGCUGCUUCGUCCCCGCGCAGUACGGCCACGUCCCGAUCUUCGAGAGCCUGGCGAUGUGCGGAGGCGAGGAGGAGUCGAUCGAGAGCGGACUGAGCUCGUUCGCGCGCGAGGUCCGGUGCAUUCGAGACGUGUUCGACGGACUGAGCGGAUGCAGCUUGCUGCUCUGCGAUGAGUUCGGGAAAAGCACCUCGCUGGAAUGCGCUUUGUCGCUGCACUGGUCGCUGCUGGAGUUCUGCUCGACGCGGCCUGCGCUGUUCUCGCUGUUCUCGACGCAUUUCAUGCCUCUCGCGUCGAUUCGCAAUUGCUACACGACGGUGAAGACGUCCUUCAUGAAAACCGCCUUCGAUCCGUCCAACGCUCCGCGUUUUCUGUGCUCGAUUGCUGUAUAUAAAAACGUGCUGGUGUCGAAUAGCCAGGACGCCGUCGCGAAGGAGUUCAAAGAUGAGAUGGAUCGGCAUUACGGAAUCAUCGCAGCGCGGCUCUGCGGGCUUCCCGAGUCGCUGGUGUCGCAAGCUGAAGCGAUCGUGCCUUCGAUUCGCGUGAAAACGUUGCGAUGCGAUGACCAGGACGGAGUGCAGCGCGUGCUUCUGCGCCAAGAAGUGAUGCAACGGCUGACGCCACUGGUGUCGUACUCCUCGCUGAAGGGAGAUGGACUGAAGUCCUAUCUAGAAACGCUCAAGAACAAGUAUAAGUAG